AUGAACGAGAAGGUAUCUUUGGGAAGAGGCAAGCCGUCACCGCCAUCCCUUCCAGACCUCGAAGACUAUGUCGUUGAUUUCGACGGCGCGGACGACCCGUCUCAUCCGUACAACUGGAAAUUGUUUACCAAACUCUUCACCUCCAUCCUCGUAUGCGCAGGAACCCUCAUAGUUUCCUUCACAAGCGCCGUCUUUGCCGCUGGCAUCAACCAAGCAAGCAAAGAAUUCAGCGUCAGUUCCGAAGUCGGGAAGCUGGGAACAACACUCUACGUCCUUGGCUUUGCCUUAGGUCCUGUCGUAUGGGCACCGGCAUCCGAGCUUCGGGGAAGGAAAUGGCCGCUGACGAUCGCAUUGCUCGGCGGCGGCAUAUUCACCAUCGGGUCUGCGGUAGCGAAAGACAUCCAGACUCUUCUUAUUUGUCGAUUCUUUGCGGGGAUUUGCGGUGCUAGCCAGCUCACUGUUGUUCCGGGCGUGCUGGCCGAUGUAUUUGAUAAUACCCGUCGGGGCGUGGCUAUCUCGCUUUAUGCGUUGACUGUGUUCGUUGGGCCGUUCAGUGCCCCUUUUAUAGGGGGAUUCAUUGCAUCCAGUUAUCUGGGCUGGAGAUGGACGCUUUAUAUUCCGGCCAUUCUGAGUUUAGCUACGGGUGCUAUCUCGGUACUCUUUCUGAGCGAAACGUACGCGCCGUGUCUUCUAAUGAACAAGGCUGCGGAAUUGCGACGUCGAACGCAGAUCUGGGGUAUCCAUGCGAAGCAAGAAAGAAUGGAAGUUGAGAUAAGGGUGAUGGUGAAUAAGUAUUUCACUCGACCGUUGAAGAUGCUCUUCACCGAGCCCAUUAUUCUGCUCGUCUCGCUCUAUAUGUCUUUCAUUUACGGGUUGGUCUAUGCGCUACUUGAGGCAUACCCAUAUGUCUUUGAGAAUAUCUACGGCAUGAGUCCUGGUAUCGGUGGGCUGCCGUUUAUUGGCCUUAUAGUUGGGCAAGUCCUGGCCGUCACGCUUAUUCUGCUGGAGCAUACGAACUACGCAAAGAAGCUGGUUGCGAAUAAGGGCGUUCCAGUUCCCGAGUGGCGCUUGAUUCCACCACUUAUUGGUGCUCCUGUGUUUACUAUUGGGAUAUUCUGGUUUGGUUGGACUGGCUAUAAUCCCCAGAUCCAUUGGGCUGUACCUACAGCAGCCGGAAUCUUCAUUGGAUUUGGCGUUCUUUGCGUUUUCUUACCGUGCUUCAACUAUUUGGUUGAUGCUUACCUUCCACUCGCUGCUUCGACGGUAGCUGCAAAUAUCAUCCUCCGUUCAACUGUCGCCGCGGGAUUUCCUGUCUUCACCACACAGAUGUUUGAGAACAUGGGUGUGCAGUGGGCCUGUACCUUGCUUGGGUGUCUGGCUGCCAUUAUGAUACCGAUUCCCGUUGCCUUCAGGGCGUAUGGGCCAUGGCUGAGAAGCAAGAGUAAACUCUUCAAGUAA
Molecule: messenger RNA, 1458 nt
Organism: Penicillium argentinense
Lineage: Eukaryota; Fungi; Ascomycota; Eurotiomycetes; Eurotiales; Aspergillaceae
Product: MFS transporter
Exons: 4
Coding region: 1-1458 (485 amino acids)
Biological process (GO): transmembrane transport
Molecular function (GO): transmembrane transporter activity
Source: RefSeq, a predicted model, not a curated record